Messenger RNA from Cynara cardunculus var. scolymus (artichoke), 1509 nucleotides. RefSeq names its product cytochrome P450 71A4-like. Lineage: Eukaryota; Viridiplantae; Streptophyta; Magnoliopsida; Asterales; Asteraceae. The record is from RefSeq and is a predicted model, not a curated record. Gene Ontology annotation, molecular function: monooxygenase activity; oxidoreductase activity, acting on paired donors, with incorporation or reduction of molecular oxygen; heme binding. The transcript has 2 exons. The coding region runs from base 1 to 1509 and encodes 502 amino acids.
AUGAUUUUUUCCUUUGAUCUCCCACUCUUUUCUCUUAUUCCACUGCUUGUUCUGUUAAUUUUCUUAUUACUGCCUUUUAAAUGGCUCUCAUCUGUUGUAGAAAGAAACAAGAACCCACCACCCUCCCCGCGAAAGCUUCCAGUGAUUGGAAAUUUACACCAAAUAGGUUCAAAACCACACCACUCUCUAAAUGACUUGGCCCAAGUACAUGGUCCAGUCAUGCUGAUUCACAUGGGGAGUGUGCCGAUGGUUGUGGCCUCCACAGCUGAAGCAGCCGGAGAAAUCCUGAAAACCCAUGAUGCAGCGCUCUGCAACCGACCCAAAUUGAAUCUACCCCAUGUGCUUACUUAUGGUUCUAAGGACUUGGUAUUUUCUUCAUAUGGAGAGUAUUGGAGGCAGAUCAAGAGCAUUGCGGUGCUCCAUCUUCUAAGUAACAGAAGAGUUCAAUCAUUUCGACGUGUGAGAGAAGAUGAGACGAGAGUUAUGAUCGACAUGAUUAGAGAAAGUCGUGGUUCUUUAGUUGAUUUGAGUGACUUAUCUCUUACACUUACAAACAACGUAGUUUGUAGGGCGACCCUCGGAAGGACAUAUCCCGAGUUCGAGUUCAAGCACUUGUUGAAAAGGUUAUCGUUCCUGAUCGGCGUAUACAGCAUCGGAAAUUAUAUUCCGUGGUUGUCAUGGGUGGAUUGGUUGAAUGGCUUACAGCGUUCAGCACAUGAAGUUGCUAAAGAAUUUGAUUACUUUAUCGAGGGUGUGAUCGGAGAACAUAUAAACAAGAAAAAAGGACUGGAUAUAGAUGCUGAAAGUGAUAUAAGUCUAGAUUUUGUAGAUAUCUUACUAGAUGUUCAAAGUAAAACUGCAACCAGCUUAACCACCCAGAGUGUUAAAGCUCUCAUCCUUGACAUGUUUGCUGGCGGGACGGAUACUACACCCCCAAGCAUAGAAUGGGCCAUGAGCGAGCUAAUAAAACACCCACGAAUGAUGAAAAAGCUGCAGCAAGAAGCAAGAGAAGUAGCACAAGGAAGAUCCAUGAUUAACGAAGAGGACUUAGAGAAAAUGCAGUACCUGAAAGCUGUGAUCAAAGAGACACUGCGGUUGCAUCCUCCAGCUGUGCUACUCUUGCCUCGAGAAGCAAUAAAAGAUGUCAAAUUAAUGGGGUAUGACGUUAAAGCAGGCACACAAGUGGUAGUCAAUACUUGGGCCGUAGGAAGAGAUCCUUCAGUAUGGGAAGAAGCCAACAAGUUUAGGCCAGAGAGGUUUCUAAACAGUGACAUUGAUUAUAAAGGGCUUCACUUUGAGUUGCUUCCGUUUGGUGGUGGCCGGAGAGGGUGUCCGGGCCUUCAGUUUGCUGUAGCGAUCAUUGAGCUCUCUUUGGCAAAUUUAGUGUACAAAUUUGAUUUCCAACUGCCAGAUGAAAAACGAGGGGAAGAACUGGACAUGAGCGAGACCACUGGCACUGUUGUCCACAGGAAGUCCCCUUUACUGGUCAUGGCGACUCCUCGUUUCUAG